Messenger RNA from Drosophila subpulchrella, 1930 nucleotides. Its product is annotated as putative phosphatidate phosphatase. Gene Ontology annotation, biological process: phospholipid dephosphorylation; phospholipid metabolic process; signal transduction. Bases 664 to 1725 code for a protein of 353 amino acids. Lineage: Eukaryota; Metazoa; Arthropoda; Insecta; Diptera; Drosophilidae. The record is from RefSeq and is a predicted model, not a curated record. The transcript has 6 exons. Gene Ontology annotation, molecular function: phosphatidate phosphatase activity.
GGCGGCGUUGUACGGUGCGGAUGGUUUUUCGUCGGGUUCGGGUUGGGUUUUAGUUUUGGUUCUUCGGUUUACCAUUUUCGUAGAGCCCGCUGCGCAUGCGAAACAAAUAGAAAAGCAGAACCAAGUGCGAAAAGAACUAGACCAAGAACGAUAAUAAUAAUACCUUCGAUGUGACAAAAAGAAAACAAACAACAAUAUUAAGUGCAGCGUGGAAAUGCAGUCCAAAUAAUGGCAGAGAUUUUUACCACUUAUUUACCAUUGUGCGUUGCCAGCAGUAUUAUUUGAGCAACAUUUUGACUCGGACUUAGCCGAUCGCGAUCGCUCAUCGCUUAUCGCUUGCGCAUUAGCGUUUACCUUACCCAAUUUCGUACCGCCCACAAAACGCCGACGGCGUGUGUUUUUCUUACAACAGUAUCGAUUCGUUGGCUCUAUUUACAUACCUGCCGAGUCUUAUCACAGGGAGGGCCCAUUAGCACAUUCUAAAAGAGGAAAAAUAACGUACCGAGGAUUAUUCAAAUAUUUGUGUGUCUGCCCUCUUCGCUGGGCGAUAAGAUGACCACCGGAGUUGAGUCCAGGUGCAAUAGUGCCAUAAAUUGAAGCCAGGUUUUGGGACCACCAAGCUCAAUCAGAUUAGAACCCCAGAAAUUGCCCCCCUUAUCCACCAUGAGCACUCUGCGCCCGGGCAGCGUUAGUGAUACCACGCCGCUCCAGAGAUUUGAAAGCCAGAGCAGCAGCGGCGAAGAACCCUCUUCGCCGACGGCUUCUAGUAUUAUAGCCGCAGCAGCCGCCGCCGCUGCUGCGUCUUCAAACAAAACCCCCAACCAUAAUAACAACAAUAAUGUGAAACUGGACCUACAGCUGCCAACUUUCGUUGGUAACACCGGAAGCCAUGGGUACAUUGUCCCCAGCAACAAGCCGGCAUUACGUGGCCCCCGACAAAUCUUCGGAAGGAUUCUCAUGGACCUUGGUUUGCUCAGCUGCGUUGGUCUACCCAUGUUGGGAUUUUCGCUUUAUGGCGAGGCCUUUAAACGUGGAUUCUUCUGCAAUGAUUCUUCGUUGAGACAUCCCUAUAAAGAAUCCAGCAUGCCCAGCUGGAUUCUAUACUUGAUGUGUGGCGCCUUGCCAUUUUCUGUGAUGAUAGUGGUGGAAUUCUUUAGGGCCCAGGACAAGCGCGGCUCUUUUCAGAAGCACAGGUUGGGCAGUGGCUAUCACCUUUGCCACUUGGAGUUGCCCGCUUGGCUGCUGGAAUGCUAUCAUAGGAUAGGAAUCUUUAUCUUCGGUUUAGGCGUAGAACAGCUAACCACGAAUAUAGCCAAGUACUCUGUUGGCAGGCUUAGGCCUCACUUCUUCACUCUCUGCCAGCCCCGUAUUAACGGCACCGAUUGCAGUAAUCCCUUAAAUGCUGGACGUUAUAUCGAGGAAUUCUCCUGUGCGGCAGUAGAUAUAACUUCAAAGCAGUUUAAGGACAUGCGGCUAUCCUUUCCCAGUGGACAUGCCAGCUUUGCCUGCUAUUCCAUGCUCUAUCUGGUGAUUUACCUACAACGUAGAAUGCAAUGGAAACGCCUGAGAAUGCUGAGGCACCUUCUCCAAUUCCUGCUGCUCAUGUUUGCCUGGUAUACGGCUCUUACCAGAGUUUCAGACUAUAAGCACCACUGGUCCGAUGUUUUGGCAGGAUCAGGAAUCGGUCUUACCUAUGCCGUUGUUGUGACGUCAACUAUGUGGUAGUUGGGAUCUGGAUCCUAGACUUUAUAGGGGUUGCAAACCCCUUAACCCACCGCGUUGAGCUGCUUUCGUUUUAAGAUGUCUUAGCUGCCGAAAUUUCAGUUUUAUCAUAGUUUAAAAUUUGACCAUGUCUGAUGAGGAGAACCUAUUUAUCUAUGUGUGAAAGAUUUUACUUAAUAAAUUUCAGUUUAAUGUGUUUUAUCCUUAA